AUGGCAACUGCUAAACAUGGUGUUCUAUCUAUUGAUGUUGAAUGUGUAGCAACAACUCAUACUCAUGAAGAUCGAUCUCCCUGCAGUGUCGCUAUUGUCGAUGAUAAAUGUCAAAUUAUAUAUACAUCACUGAUAAAACCAACUGAAAAAGUUGUUAGUGAUCUUUAUCCAUUAACUGGCUUACACAUGGAAGAUCUUGAACAAGCACCUACAUUGGAAGAAGUUUUACAAAAAAUCUAUCCAUUGUUCGAUGCAACAACGAUCAUUGUUGGUCAACGUCCACAAGGUGAUAUUAAAUGGUUAAAACUACAGAAAGAUGUACACUAUUCACAAAUUGUUGAUUUAAGUGAAUGGUUUAAAACAUAUAAUACUCGUUUUGGUUCAAUAAAUUAUUUUUCAUUGGCACAUGAAGCUUGGACAUUAUUAAAUAUCGAUCUCAAUGCGAAAAAUGGUCAUUUAGCUACACAAGAUGCUAAAGCAUCGAUGCAAUUAUAUUUAAAAUAUAAGGAUAAUGAAAGAGGAAACGAAGAUGCUCGUAGACUUUUACUAAAUAAUCGACCUGGUAUAACACCAGCAAGGGCUUGUAACUACAAUUAUGAAGGUGUUUGUCUAGGUGGAUAUUUUCCAAAAAUGUGUUCUUGUAAUCGACCUUCGUUAUCGAACAACUAA
Molecule: messenger RNA, 669 nt
Organism: Adineta steineri
Lineage: Eukaryota; Metazoa; Rotifera; Eurotatoria; Adinetida; Adinetidae
Source: the annotation of a GenBank genome assembly